Erythranthe guttata (spotted monkey flower) is the source of this 1244-nucleotide messenger RNA. It is a transcript of the gene SYP71, whose product is annotated as syntaxin of plants 71. The record is from RefSeq and is a predicted model, not a curated record. Gene Ontology annotation, biological process: intracellular protein transport; vesicle fusion. NCBI's taxonomy places the organism in Eukaryota, Viridiplantae, Streptophyta, Magnoliopsida, Lamiales, Phrymaceae. Gene Ontology annotation, molecular function: SNARE binding; SNAP receptor activity. Gene Ontology annotation, cellular component: endomembrane system; SNARE complex.
CUGCGCGCAGCACAAUUGGAGUGAAAACUUGCUGUCGUAUUUCGUCACCCACUCUGCACAGAACUAAAUCUCACUGACUUCAAUUCUACUUUGCUCGGAGCAUCAAAAUCUCUCGCCGGAAAAUAAGUUAGUGGCCUUUUUUAUACUAAGGAAUAUAGAAUUUGAAAGAGGCGUAGAAAUGAGUGUGAUCGAUAUACUGACUCGUGUGGACACGAUCUGCAAAAAGUACGACAAAUACGAUGUCUCGCAGAAGGACACCAACAUCUCCGGUGACGACGCCUUCGCCCGCCUCUACGCUGCAGUAGAGUCCGACAUCGAGUCCGCUCUUCAGAAAGCGGAGACAGCUUCAAGUGAGAAGAAUAGGGCGUCGGUUGUUGCGAUCAACGCCGAGCUUCGGAGGACCAAGGCUCGAUUGUUCGAAGAGGUCCCCAAAUUGCAGCGGUUAGCUGUUAAAAAGAUUAAAGGACUUUCAACAGAAGAACUAACUGCACGUAAUGAUCUGGUCCUUGCCUUGCCUGAUAGAAUUCAAGCCAUACCAGAUGGCUCUGCAGCGGCACCCAAAUCAUCUGGGGGUUGGGGAACUUCAGCUCCUCGUACAGAAAUCAAAUUUGAUUCAGAUGGGCGUUUCGACAAUGAAUACUUUCAGCAGACUGAAGAAUCGAGUCAGUUCAGGCAAGAGUAUGAAAUGAGAAAAAUAAAACAGGAACAAGGGUUGGACGUCAUAGCAGAAGGUCUGGAUACAUUAAAAAACAUGGCUAGUGAUAUGAAUGAGGAGUUUGAUAGGCAAGUUCCUCUGAUGGAUGAGAUUGACACUAAGGUGGACAAGGCAACAUCUGACCUGAAAAAUACCAAUGUCAGACUGAAAGACACUGUUCAACAGCUGAGAUCAAGUCGGAAUUUCUGCAUCGACAUCAUUUUGCUCUGUAUAAUUCUUGGAAUUGCAGCCUAUUUAUACAAUGUGUUGAAGAAAUAGAAGUUGUUUGAUAUUCUCUUACUCUACUGUGUUUGGUUUGUAUCGGUUGGUAUCUUUUUUGUGCGUGUGUUUGUGUGUUUGGGGUGGUGUUAUGCUUAUUGUAGUGACCGUAUAAUGAUUUCUUCUUCUGAUUUAAACUACGGACGUCCAAUAAGAAACUGGACAUUCAGGAUAGGAUUAAGGCUGUAAAUUAAUAGAGUUGAGCUGAACGAAUGUUCAACUUGUUUGAGUUUUUAUCAAGCUUUUAGAAUGGUGUAAUUUUUUUAUUUUU